Daktulosphaira vitifoliae (grape phylloxera) is the source of this 2138-nucleotide messenger RNA. RefSeq names its product cholesterol 7-desaturase nvd 1 (gene nvd). The record is from RefSeq and is a predicted model, not a curated record. Gene Ontology annotation, biological process: chlorophyll biosynthetic process; cholesterol metabolic process. Lineage: Eukaryota; Metazoa; Arthropoda; Insecta; Hemiptera; Phylloxeridae. Bases 606 to 1925 code for a protein of 439 amino acids. Gene Ontology annotation, molecular function: 2 iron, 2 sulfur cluster binding; chlorophyllide a oxygenase activity. Gene Ontology annotation, cellular component: chloroplast. The transcript is spliced from 7 exons.
AUGUGUAUUAUAACUUAUGUUACCUGUAAUUUAUAAAUAUAUGUACAUUGUUUUUUCCAAUCUCUGCAUAGGAGCAUAAGAAUUGUGCUCGUGGCACCAACUCUCUUUCUUUUACUCUUUCACGAAGUCGCGCCGCCAUCAUACCCUUGACCUGACAUUGGCAAAGGUGAUUUGCCAUUUCAUAUUCUAGUCUUUUUAAUGCUAGCGAAUCUAAACGUAUUCAUUUAUUCCAUCUGCAAUCUUGUACACAUACUAUAAUGUGAGGCGAUAUUGCUAGUCGGACAGUUGUACAUAUUCCGAGUCAAUGUUCACAGGACUCUGCAGUAUAAUUAGAUUCUAUAACUACCUGAGCUGUUUGGUAUUGUAGCAUGAAUAAACCAUAACUUUUAUUCAUUCAUUAUGUCAUGCGCACAUGUGUAAAUAUCUAAGUACAGAAUCUCAUGAGAUCAAUAAUUUAAUUCGAUUUCUUGAAUACAAUCUGAAUAAAUAAAUAAAAUAUGAAUAAAUCUUUUUUGAAAAAACACUUAUGACGAACACUACGUUUGAGUUACAAGAUGACAGAAUUAUCAGUAUUACGAUAGACCACGCGCUUUCAGGUCAAAACAAUGUUCAAGUCAUUUAAAAUCAUAACAAACGAGAUGUCUACUAAAUUUGCCUCGGACAUAUUCGAGUACGUCAAAAAUCAAAAUGGAAUCACGGCUAUCAAGUCAAUAUUAAUCUUAACGGCAGUGUGUUUGAUAUUUUUUUAUGGAUGUAAAUUAGUGAUACUUCCGUGGAAUAUUAAAAGGACAUUAACAGAUGUUGGUUAUGAAAAUAUAUUGUACAAUCAGUGGUCAUCGAGUGAAAGAGUGCAUAUGAUCAGAGCCACAAUGAAAUUGAGAAAAAAUGGAAAAUUGCCACCUGUGUAUCCAAAUGGUUGGUUUUCACUAAUAGAAUCAGAUCAAGUGAAAUUAGAACAAGUUCAACAUGUUACAGCUUUAGGUGAGCAUUUUGCCGUGCUUCGUACAAAAAAUGGUAACGUAAAUGUGCUUGAUGCAUAUUGUCCACAUCUAGGAGCUAACAUGGCAAUAGGAGGCACUGUUACUGGAAAUAAACUUCAAUGUCCAUUUCAUGGUUGGACAUUUGAUACUAAUAGUGGAAAAUGUAUUCAAAUAACAACUAAUUGCCUUCAUAAUACAGAAAAUAAAAUUUUUUCAAAUGUAUCGGUACGAAAGUGGAAAUCAUGCGAAGCUUAUGGUUUUAUAUUUGUUUGGUAUCACGCUGAAAACGAACAACCUGAUUGGAACCCUCCAAGAAUUGACUUAACCAAAUUAAUUUAUCAAGGUCGAACAGAACAUUAUGCCAAUGUUCAUAUACAAGAUGUAGCAGAAAAUGGUGCAGAUCCCUCUCAUUUCACAGAAGUACAUAGCAAAUUGAUUGGAGGGUUUUACUCAUUUCCUAAAUCAUUAUUGAAUUACAUUGGAGUUCAUCAAUGGGCAUCUACAUGGAUACCUGAUGAAUCAAAACGCUACAUCUCACACGUUGAAAUAAAUUAUAAUUUUAAACUACUGAAAAAGUUUAACAUAUUUCAAUUAAAGAUUAAUGCAAACCAGAUUGGUCCUGGUUUGGUUAUUUUAAAAAUUCAAAAUAUAUUUGGAAACAUCAUAUUAAUUCAAACUGUUACGCCAGUUGAACCUUUAAUCCAAAAAAUAGUGCAUCGCGUUUAUAGCCCUUUGCAUCAAUCACUGUUUGGACGCGCAAUUCUUUUCUAUGAAAAAACUAUGCUGGAAAGAGAUAUACGUAUAUGGAAUCAUAAAAGUUUUGUGGAAAAACCUUUAAUUACUAAACAAGAAUCAAUGAUCAGAGUUUACCGUGAGUGGUACAAACAAUAUUACAGUUGUAAUAGUCGACAUUUUAGUUUUAAAAAAGAAACAAUGACUUGGUAACUAAUAAGAUAAGUAAAAUGUAAGGUGUUAUAAACAUUUACAAAUUGUUAAUGUUAUUAAAUUUUGGAUUAAAAAUAUUAUACUUAAAUAACAGAAAAAUUAAUAAUGUUUGAUUAACUAUGGCUUAACGAAGGCAUCGUUUACUAAUGUACUAAUUAUAUUACUGUUUAAUAAUUACUUCAAAAAGCAUUGCAAUAAAUAAAAUAUUGGUUG